GCGACUUCCAGCUUCAGUGAGGCCGGGCCUCACCCAGGAACGCAGCGACCUUCCCAGCCGGAGAUGCCUGCGGGGGGCGGCUCUGCCCCAGAGUCGGAGCGGCCGCUGGGGCUUGGGGUUCAGCUCCCGGGACCACGUCCAGCUGCCCGCGGCCCCAGAGCGGUGCCCCUCGGGGGUCGCGCACUGAGCCUUCGGAGGCACCAGCCAGCCGGGCCGACCAUCCUUUAUCAGAUCAGGACAGUUGACGAAAACAAUGGUUAUUUCAAGCUGACUGAGCGCUGACCCCCGAUAAAAACGAAUGUUGAUUACAGAGGGUUGCCUGGGACAAAAUUUAUGGCAUGCGUCCUGAGGGGGAGUUCUUGUGGGAAAAAAAAUGAUUUGCGACCAUUGCUAAAUCAAUAAUCAAUGAAAGGGAAGAGAGAAAAGAGUAAACUGUAUAAGAAGAAAUGAGCCUUUCAUUCUGUGGUAACAACAUUUCUUCAUAUAAUAUCUACGAUGGUGUGUUACAAAACCCCUGCUUUGUGGAUGCCCUCAAUCUGGUCCCUCAUGUCUUCCUGUUGUUUAUCACUUUCCCAAUAUUGUUUAUUGGGUGGGGGAGUCAAAGCUCAAAAGUACAAAUUCAUCACAACACAUGGCUUCAUUUUCCUGGACAUAACCUGAGAUGGAUUCUUACAUUUGCCCUCCUAUUUGUGCAUGUUUGUGAAAUAGCAGAAGGCAUCGUUUCAGAUUCACGGCGAGAGUCACGACAUCUCCACCUCUUCAUGCCUGCGGUGAUGGGAUUUGUGGCCACUACAACAUCAAUAGUAUAUUAUCAUAAUAUUGAAACAUCAAAUUUUCCCAAGUUACUUUUAGCCUUAUUCCUGUAUUGGGUAAUGGCCUUUAUCACAAAAACCAUAAAGUUGGUCAAAUAUUGGCAGUCUGGUUGGGGAGUGUCAGACCUGCGAUUCUGUAUCACUGGCAUGAUGGUCAUUUUGAAUGGACUUCUGAUGGCUGUGGAGAUCAAUGUCAUUCGGGUCAGAAGAUAUGUGUUCUUCAUGAAUCCUCAGAAAGUAAAGCCUCCUGAAGACCUCCAGGAUCUGGGGGUGAGAUUUCUCCAGCCGUUUGUGAAUUUACUGUCAAAAGCAACGUACUGGUGGAUGAACACGCUCAUUAUAUCUGCUCAUAAGAAGCCUAUUGAUCUGAAGGCCAUUGGAAAAUUACCAAUAGCCAUGAGGGCGGUAACAAAUUAUGUUUGUCUGAAAGAUGCCUAUGAAGAACAAAAGAAAAAAGUGGCAGAUCAUCCAAAUCGGACUCCAUCUAUAUGGCUGGCAAUGUACACAGCUUUUGGACGGCCGAUUCUACUUAGUAGCACAUUUCGUUAUCUUGCCGACUUACUGGGUUUUGCUGGGCCUCUCUGUAUUUCUGGAAUCGUUCAGCGUGUGAAUGAAACCCAGAAUGGAACAAAUAACACAACAGGAAUUUCAGAAAAACUCUCAUCAAAGGAAUUUCUUGAAAAUGCUUAUGUUCUGGCAGUUCUUCUCUUCUUGGCUCUUAUCCUGCAAAGGACGUUUUUGCAGGCUUCCUACUAUGUAACCAUAGAGACUGGCAUUAACCUCCGUGGAGCCCUGCUGGCCAUGAUAUACAAUAAAAUCCUUCGGCUUUCUACAUCUAAUUUAUCCAUGGGUGAGAUGACACUGGGUCAGAUCAAUAACUUGGUCGCCAUUGAAACCAAUCAACUCAUGUGGUUCUUGUUCCUAUGUCCCAAUCUAUGGGCUAUGCCUGUUCAGAUCAUAAUGGGAGUGAUUCUGCUCUACAAUUUGCUUGGAUCCAGUGCAUUGGUUGGUGCCGCUGUCAUUGUUCUCCUUGCACCAAUUCAGUACUUCAUUGCUACAAAGUUGGCAGAGGCUCAGAAGAGCACACUUGAUUAUUCCACUGAGAGACUGAAGAAAACAAAUGAAAUAUUGAAAGGCAUCAAACUUCUGAAGUUGUACGCAUGGGAGCACAUCUUUUGCAAGAGUGUGGAAGAAACAAGAAUGAAAGAACUAUCCAGUCUCAAAACCUUUGCUCUUUACACAUCACUCUCCAUCUUCAUGAAUGCAGCAAUUCCCAUAGCGGCUGUUCUUGCUACAUUUGUGACCCACGCAUACGCCAGCGGGAACAAUCUCAAACCUGCAGAGGCCUUUGCUUCCCUGUCUCUUUUCCACAUCCUGGUCACCCCUCUCUUCCUGCUCUCCACAGUGGUCAGAUUUGCAGUCAAAGCCAUCAUCAGUGUUCAAAAGCUGAAUGAGUUUCUCUUGAGUGACGAGAUUGGGGAGGACAGCUGGAGGAGUGGGGAAAGUUCUCUUCCCUUUGAAUCCUGUAAGAAACACACUGGCGUUCCGCCGAAAACUAUAAACAGGAAGCAGCCUGGAAGAUAUCACCUGGACAGCUAUGAGCAAUCAACACGACGUCUGCAUCCCGCCGAGACCGAGGAUAUUGCAAUAAAGGUCACAAAUGGAUACUUUUCAUGGGGCAGUGGCUUAGCUACCUUAUCUAAUAUAAAUAUUCAAAUUCCAACAGGUCAGUUAACCAUGAUUGUGGGCCAAGUGGGAUGUGGGAAGUCCUCUCUCCUCCUUGCCAUCCUUGGCGAGAUGCAGACACUGGAAGGGAAAGUUCACUGGAGCAAUGUAAAUGAAUCUGAACCUUCUUUUGAAGCAACCAGAAGUAGGAGCAGGUAUUCUGUGGCUUAUGCAGCUCAAAAGCCUUGGCUAUUAAAUGCUACGGUGGAAGAAAAUAUUACCUUUGGAAGUCCUUUCAACAAGCAGAGGUACAAAGCUGUCACAGAUGCCUGUUCUCUUCAGCCGGAUAUUGACUUACUACCAUUUGGAGACCAAACUGAAAUUGGAGAGAGGGGCAUCAACCUGAGUGGGGGUCAGAGGCAAAGAAUCUGUGUGGCCCGAGCUCUCUAUCAAAACACCAACAUUGUCUUCUUGGAUGAUCCAUUUUCUGCCUUGGAUAUUCACUUGAGUGACCAUUUAAUGCAGGAAGGGAUUUUGAAAUUUCUCCAAGAUGACAAGAGGACACUUGUUCUUGUGACUCACAAAUUACAAUAUCUAACACAUGCUGACUGGAUCAUAGCCAUGAAAGAUGGAAGUGUACUAAGAGAGGGGACUUUGAAGGACAUUCAGACCAAAGAUGUUGAGCUUUAUGAGCACUGGAAGACACUUAUGAAUCGGCAAGAUCAAGAACUAGAAAAGGAUAUGGAAGCUGACCAAACAACUUUAGAGAGAAAAACACUCCGAAGAGCCAUGUACUCAAGAGAGGCUAAAGCCCAACUGGAGGAUGAAGAUGAAGAGGAAGAAGAGGAGGAAGAAGAGGAUGAUAACAUGUCCACUGUAAUGAGGCUCAGGACUAAAAUGCCGUGGAAGACCUGUUGGCGAUACCUCACUUCUGGAGGAUUCUUCUUGCUCUUCCUGAUGAUUUUCUCUAAGCUUUUGAAACAUUCCGUCAUUGUAGCUAUCGACUAUUGGCUGGCCACCUGGACCUCAGAGUACAAUAUAAAGAAUACUGGAAAAACUGAUCAGACCUUCUACGUGGCUGGAUUUAGCAUACUUUGUGGAGCAGGCAUUUUCCUCUGCCUUGUCACAUCUCUCACUGUGGAAUGGAUGGGCCUCACAGCUGCCAAAAAUCUUCACCACAAUCUCCUCAAUAAGAUAAUUCUUGGACCAAUAAGAUUCUUUGAUACCACCCCCCUGGGACUGAUUCUCAAUCGCUUUUCUGCUGAUACAAAUAUCAUCGAUCAGCACAUCCCUCCAACGCUGGAAUCUCUAACUCGCUCAACGCUGCUUUGCCUGUCUGCCAUUGGCAUGAUUUCUUAUGCUACCCCUGUGUUCCUGGUGGCACUUGUGCCUCUUGGGGUAGCCUUUUAUUUUAUCCAGAAAUACUUCCGAGUGGCCUCUAAAGACCUCCAGGAACUUGAUGAUACUACCCAGCUCCCUCUGCUUUGCCACUUCUCAGAAACCGCUGAAGGACUCACCACCAUCCGGGCAUUUAGGCAUGAAACCAGAUUUAAGCAACGUAUGCUGGAACUGACAGACACAAACAACAUUGCCUACUUAUUUCUCUCAGCUGCCAACAGAUGGCUAGAGGUCAGAACGGAUUAUCUGGGCGCUUGCAUUGUCCUCACUGCAUCUAUUGCAUCCAUCAGUGGGUCUUCCAAUUCUGGAUUGGUGGGCUUGGGUCUUCUGUACGCACUUACAAUAACCAAUUAUUUGAAUUGGGUGGUGAGGAACUUGGCCGACCUGGAGGUCCAGAUGGGGGCAGUGAAGAAAGUGAACAGUUUCUUGACUAUGGAGUCUGAGAACUAUGAAGGCACCAUGGAUCCUUCUCAAGUUCCAGAACAUUGGCCUCAGGAAGGAGAGAUCAAAAUUCAUGAUCUGUGUGUCAGAUAUGAAAAUAAUCUGAAGCCUGUUCUUAAACACGUCAAGGCUUACAUCAAACCUGGGCAAAAGGUGGGCAUAUGUGGUCGCACUGGAAGUGGGAAGUCAUCGUUAUCGCUCGCUUUCUUCAGAAUGGUUGAUAUAUUUGAUGGAAAGAUUGUCAUUGAUGGAAUAGACAUUUCAAAACUGCCCCUGCACACACUACGUUCUAGGCUUUCAAUCAUUCUACAGGAUCCAGUACUGUUCAGCGGUUCUAUUCGGUUUAAUUUAGAUCCAGAGUGCAAAUGCACAGAUGACAGACUCUGGGAAGCUCUAGAAAUUGCUCAGUUAAAGAAUAUGGUCAAAUCUCUACCAGGAGGUCUAGAUGCAGUCGUCACUGAAGGUGGGGAGAAUUUUAGCGUUGGACAGAGACAACUCUUCUGCCUGGCCAGGGCCUUUGUCCGCAAGAGCAGUAUUCUCAUCAUGGACGAAGCGACAGCUUCCAUCGACAUGGCCACAGAAAACAUUUUGCAGAAAGUGGUAAUGACAGCUUUUGCAGACCGCACCGUUGUUACAAUAGCUCAUCGGGUCCACACCAUUCUGACCGCCGACUUAGUUAUUGUGAUGAAGCGAGGAAAUAUUUUAGAAUAUGACACUCCAGAAAGUCUUUUGGCCCGGGAAGAUGGAGUAUUUGCUUCUUUUGUUCGUGCAGACAUGUGAAAGAAUGCCUUAAAACCCUAAGUGUAUUUAAAAUAAUGCAGUCAUAACUUGCUUAAUGGAUCAUCAGCUAGAUCUUUGCAAAGUGGUAUCUUAAACUUUUGCACAUUUUUUUUGUAAUGCUUACUUGUUAUAUUGUUGAUCUUCGUAAUUAGUAACAAUGUCCCUUUACCAGUAUUAUUUUUACUCUGUUGACAUUUCUUCUUCCUGUUUUUUGUUUUGCUUUGCUUCCCAAGCUAUUUCUGCUUAAUGUGUUCAUUAUUGAUGUUUUUCUAAUGAUUAAGCCACAUUACCUUUAAGAAUAUCAGGUAGUAAUAAAAUGUGUAAGCUAUUUGAAGUGGUAAA
Molecule: messenger RNA, 5438 nt
Organism: Phacochoerus africanus (Common warthog)
Lineage: Eukaryota; Metazoa; Chordata; Mammalia; Artiodactyla; Suidae
Gene: ABCC9
Product: ATP binding cassette subfamily C member 9
Exons: 40
Coding region: 447-5096 (1549 amino acids)
Biological process (GO): potassium ion transport; transmembrane transport
Cellular component (GO): membrane
Molecular function (GO): sulfonylurea receptor activity; ATP binding; ABC-type transporter activity
Source: RefSeq, a predicted model, not a curated record